Gamsiella multidivaricata is the source of this 471-nucleotide messenger RNA. Its product is annotated as protein-tyrosine phosphatase. Lineage: Eukaryota; Fungi; Mortierellomycota; Mortierellomycetes; Mortierellales; Mortierellaceae. The record is from RefSeq and is a predicted model, not a curated record. Gene Ontology annotation, biological process: protein dephosphorylation. The annotation marks the transcript as partial. The transcript is spliced from 3 exons. Gene Ontology annotation, molecular function: phosphatase activity.
AAUUUCGGCAUGAUCGAGGAGGAUCUCUAUCGGUCAGGACAACCCAACGAACUCAACUUUCCAUUCCUCGAAAAACUCGGUCUCAAAACCGUCGUCUGGCUCGCACCCGAAGAACCCAACCAGCGCUUCCUUGAUUUUAUCGAUGAUCAGGAUAUUCACCUGUACCACCUCGGAGUGGUAUCGUCUAUGAACGCAUGGGACCCCAUCACAGAGGAAGUCGUCCUGGAAGCCUCGGAAUUGAUCCUCACCCCAAAGAACUACCCCAUGAUCGUCAUGUGUAAUCUUGGACGGCAUCGCACAGGGACGAUUGUGGGAUGUCUACGGAAACUACAGCGCUGGAAUUUGACAUCAAUCUUUGAGGAAUACAGACGGUACGCGGGACCUAAAGUCCGGGUGCUAAACGAGCAGUUUAUUGAGCUGUUCGAUACAGAUCUGGUACGCGUACCGAUUGAUCACCCCAAAUGGUUGUAA